AUGUCCCAUAUCAGGGUAUUGCCGGACAUCAAACAUGAUUUCUCCGAAGAGGAAGGGGGCAUACCGGGAUCCUUCCAGUUGUCAAACCAAGGUGAUAAGAUCGAACCUCUGGAAUCUGGGCUCCUAGCGUGGUCCCAGGUUCUUGCCGGCGCUCUAGGAAACUGCAUGGCUUGGGGAAACCCAGCUACGUUCGGGGUCUACCAACUCUAUUACCAAGAAACCCUUGGUCUACCCUCUUCGCAAAUCAGUUGGAUAGGCAGCGUCCAGACAUUCCUCACCUUUCUUCUGUGCGCCAUAGCUGGAAGACUAGCGGAUGCUGGAUAUGCCAGGACGACUGUGUGCGUCGGCACCGCCCUCUCCCUUCUCGGAAUCUUCAUGACGAGCUUGGCAACUAAUUAUUGGCAAAUCUUUCUCGCUCAGGGAGUCUGUGCCGGGAUAGGCCAAGGCCUACUUUUCAUGCCGUGCGUGAGCGUUAUCAGCUCCUACUUCUUCCAGAAGCGGCCAUUCGCAUUGGCUCUGGCGGCAACGGGGAGUGGGUUCGGAAGCGUGAUUUUCCCUGCCAUUGUGCAAUAUGUGACGCCAAUGCUUGGCUUCGCUUGGGCGGUGCGGUGUCACGGAUUCGUUGCUCUUCUUGUGGCGGGGACUGAAUGCAUCAUCCUCCGCCCACGGUUGGCAGGACGGAAGUCGGGUGCUCUGUUUGAGUGGAAUGCUUUCAAGGAACCUACCUACUUUCUUUUCUCAAUCGGAACCUUCCUGUUUUUCUGGGCGCUAUAUUAUGGAUAUUUCUAUAUCAACAGCUAUGCUCGAAACCUCAUCGGCUUUGAUACCACAUCAUCUGUGCAGCUGCUCCUCAUCACCAAUGCGGUUGGCAUUCCUGCGAGACCCAUCGCUGGCCUCAUAUCCAACAAGUUCGUGGGGCCUAUUAACACGUACAUUGUGUCCAUGCUGGUUCUCAGCGGCAUGAUUUUUGCCUGGAUUGGGGUGCAUGAUCGCGUAGGCAUGUACGUGUUCUCCGUCUUCUUCGGUGUCGCUGCUGCUGCUGCCCAGUGUGUCUUUAUUGGGGCGCUUGCAAGUCUCACAGACGAUCCGACGAAGAUGGGUGCGAGGUCCGGCAUUGUGUAUCUUUUAUCCGCCUUUGCGGUUAUGGCUGGACCUCCUACAGCGGGCGCGAUUGUUGACCAAACGGGUGGGAGCCAUCUCUGGGCUCAGGUUUGGGGGGGCUUGGUGACCCUGCUGGGAGCCGUUGCCGUUGCCGGUGCGCGUUUAUGCAAGACCGGGCUCGUACUGAAGGCCAGAAUCUAA
Clonostachys solani is the source of this 1302-nucleotide messenger RNA. The record is from the annotation of a GenBank genome assembly. NCBI's taxonomy places the organism in Eukaryota, Fungi, Ascomycota, Sordariomycetes, Hypocreales, Bionectriaceae.